Molecule: messenger RNA, 996 nt
Organism: Penicillium angulare
Lineage: Eukaryota; Fungi; Ascomycota; Eurotiomycetes; Eurotiales; Aspergillaceae
Exons: 3
Coding region: 1-996 (331 amino acids)
Source: RefSeq, a predicted model, not a curated record
AUGAGGUCCUCGUUUACCCACAUCAGCGCCUUCGUGGCUUUGUCUCAUGCGGCAGUGACUCUACUGGACCCAAGUGAUUAUCUUGAUCUGGGGGUCGACGCGGACGAUAAUGCCCUUGCAGCUGACUACGAAAACCCAGGUGCAACAUACCAGACUAUCGCUAUUACUGGGCCCCAUUACUUCUUUGACAACGAGACUACGCUUGCGCGGGAAACAUACACUGUGGAUCAAAAUGACACCAGUGUCAUCGUCAUCACGGAGGAGUCCAACAUAGACAUGACCUACAUUGAUGUGAUCAAGAACGGCUAUGCUUCCAGUCUCAAUCAAGCCAGUUUUUAUGGUGCAAAUGCGGCCAUCAAUGUAGCAAACGCAUCAGUUUCAUACAUUGACCAUUCCAACAUCACAACACGUAAUGGUGCAGCCAAUAUCUAUGCAUAUGGCACUAAUACUACAGUUGUUGUGACCAAUACCGACCUCUACAGCUCGGGCCCAUUACUCGGGGGUAUCCGAAGCUCUGCUUUUGCUGGUGACGGUCCUGCGGGAUAUCUGCAUAUCAGCGACUCAGUAGCUCACACAGCUGAACGUGGGAGCGCGAUAUUCUACGCUCUCGGAGAAGCAUAUGCCACAAACGUAGUUGGAAUUGCAGAUCACUCGCCCGGCCUCUUCUCGGACGGUGGCCAGAAAUCCGCCUUUGACAAUGUGGAUUUCACUGCUGGUUUGCUGGCCGGAACUGUUCUGUUCUGUUCCCAGCCUCGCGAGACUGGUGCAUCGCUCUCGUUUAUCCAGAUAUUGGCGACGAUGAUAAACACGAUAUCCGGAAUCCUUGUGGUGGCCAACUCGUCUCGUAUCACUCCUGAAUUUGACUAUUUUGCGGGAGCUGAGUACAGCAGCUAUGUGCUACCGGCCAUUGUCGACAUCGCUGUGUCCUCGUCCGAGCUGGAGGGGGACUUGGUCACAUAUAAUGGUAGCUCCAUCACUUGGACGCUGGGCGAUUAA